CAAAAAGGCAUUGGUGUUGGUGCAACUUGGAGGACCGCACAGGGUGACGCGACGUCCUCUGAAAAUUGGCGCUGGAAGUUGAAUGACAACGUGAUUAGUGCUUUCGAACAACCACUGAGAUAACUCGACAGGCUGCAACACCUGGCAGUUGUGAAUGAUUCAUUAGUAACUGCGGAUAGAGGAUACGACUGGCUAGCGCCGCUGGACACAGUACUACAUCGCCAGCGGUUCUGUCAUACCAUGACCGUCUAAGGCGUGAGAAACACCAUUAAAACAAACGGCUGAAAUGGAUACCAUCGGGGUUUCGUUUUUGGACCCUCUGGACGACUACGAGAUAAUUCAUCGUAUUGGGAGUGGCACAUACGGAGAUGUAUUUAAGGCACGGAACAUCAAAACCUCUGCAAUCGCUGCUAUCAAAAUUGUGAAACUGGAUCCUGGUGAUGACAUCACGUCUAUCCAGCAGGAGAUCACCAUGAUGAAGGAAUGCAAGCACAAGAACAUCGUGGCCUAUUUCGGCAGCUACCACAGGAAUACUAAGUUAUGGAUAUGCAUGGAGUUCUGCGGGGGAGGGUCGCUGCAGGACAUCUACCACGUGACUGGACCAUUGAAGGAGAAACAGAUCGCUUAUGUCUGCCGGGAAACAUUACAGGGCCUGUACCAUCUGCAUGAAACAAGCAAAAUGCACAGGGAUAUUAAGGGAGCUAACAUCCUCAUCACAAACAGAGGAGAUGUCAAACUAGCUGACUUCGGUGUUGCCGCGGAGAUCAGUGCUUCUGUUGCCAAGAGGAAGUCUUUCAUUGGAACUCCCUACUGGAUGGCUCCGGAAGUGGCAGCGGUGGAGAAGAAGGGCGGCUACAACCACCUGUGCGACAUCUGGGCGGUGGGCAUCACCGCCAUCGAGCUGGCCGAGCUCCAGCCGCCCAUGUUUGACCUUCACCCCAUGAGGGCGCUGAUGCUCAUGUCUAAGAGCAGUUUCCAGCCGCCCAAACUCAAAGACAAAAGCAAAUGGUCUGCAGGCUUUCACAGCUUUGUGAAGAUGGCGCUCAUUAAGAAUCCCAGAAAAAGACCUACUGCAGAGACACUCCUUCAGCACCGGUUUGUGACCCAGCUGCUGACCAGAAAUCUCAUCAUAGAGCUGCUGGACAUGGCCAACAACCCAGACCUCCACAAUACACAGAACCUAGACGAGAACGACCUGGAGACUGGAGAUGCUGCUCCUGAUAAGAUUCAGUCAGAGGGGAAACACUUGACAGUCGCAAAGACGCUGUCUGAAGAACAAUUUGACCAGGUGAAGUUUGGCUUUCCACGGAGGAAAGAGAUGGAGCCCUACCCCGACCUGGGUUCUUAUGACGACUGGAGCAUCUCUGGAGAUGAGGCUGAAUCACCGAGUCUGCUGGAAUGUGUGGAGGAGGCCCUGCAGCAGAGGAGUCUGACCAUUAAGAGAGUGUUGUCCUCUGAGUGGGGUAAGGGUGGUAUCAGGCGGAGUGGGCUGUUCAACCCCCCCCCUGCAUCCAGCACCGCGUCUCUCCCCGCCAUAGGCUCCUACCCCCCCACCCUGGAGGACAGAGACCUCACACUCAAAGCCAGCGCCACUAUGGGCCUUGACGCCACCCUCAGGCCACUCUCAGUCCUGUCAAGGUGCUCGGCUAGUCAGGAUGUCCGAGACUGGUGCAGUGACCCCGACCUGCCUGAAGGGGGCGAUAUACAGGAGGAGGAGAGCUCGGAGCACGGUACCUCCCCCCCCAAAGACACCGGCCUCUCCCCAGAAUGGAGCACUCUGAGGCGGAAGAAAGAGGAGUCGAGAGCAGAAUGUCACGGACUGCCUCCAACACCCCACGUGCACAUGGGAGCUUGCUUCUCCAAAGUCUUCAACGGCUGCCCUUUGAAAAUCAACUGUGCUGUGACAUGGGUCUUCCCAAAGACCAGAGAUCAGUACCUCAUCCUGGGGUCAGAGGAGGGCGUCUACACCCUCAACCUCAACGAGCUUCAUGAGGACACACUUGAAAAGCUGCUUCCACAGAGGUGCACAUGGUUGUACAUCAUGAACAAUGUCCUCAUGACUGUCUCAGGGAAGUCGUGUCAGCUCUACUCCCACUGCUUGACGGCUCUUUUUGAGCAGCGCACCAACCUGCAGAAGAAACAAAGCCACCUGUCUCUCAGCACCAACCGCUUCACCGAGCGCAUCACUCCCAGGAAGUUUGCGGUGUCGGUGAAGAUCGCGGACACCAAAGGCUGCCGGAGGUGCAGUGUAGCGCGUAACCCCUAUACAGACAGCACCUUCCUGUGUGGAGCUGUACCCUCUGGGCUGGUCGUGUUACUCUGGUAUGACCCCCUGCAGAAGUUUAUGCACCUCAAGCACAUAGCGAUGAGUUUGCCUGAUUCGUUGCCCGUCUUUGAGCUGCUGGUGGUGGUGACGGACGAGUUCCCCCAGCUCUGUGUGGGGGUGAGAGAAUGUUCCGGAGGGGGUGAAGACACAGAGGCCGGACAGCAGCUGAAGUUUGACAUUGUCAACCUGAACGGCUUGCCCAGCUCCCAGCCAGACUCUAAACCUGUAGAUGCCGUGCAGGUGACCCAGCUGGACCGGGACACUGUUCUCAUCGCCCUGGACAAGACGGUGAGGAUUGUGAACCUGCAGGGCUGCCCAAGUAAAGAGUUCACCUCUCUACUGGACUUCAGUUUCCCCAUCCAGACUCUGGUAUGUUUACAAGACAGCAUUCUGGCAUUCUGGAAACAUGGGCUUCAAGGGAGGAGUCUGCAAACCAACGAGGUCACACAGGAGAUUACUGACGAGAGCCGUGUCUUUCACGUUCUGGGGACAAGCAGGGACAUCGUGCUCCAGAGCAUUCCCACUGAGGACCCCUCCGCAGCCGGUAACCUGUAUAUCCUGGCCGGGCACGAGAGCAGCUACUGAUCUGAGGAGAGAAGAGAAGAGAAGAGAAGAGAAAAGAGGAAAAGAGAGAAGAGCAAAGAAGCAAAUAGAGGUGGGGAGAGGGAAAACAAAGCGGAGAGAGAGAAGAGCAGGCGGGGGUUAAGGAAGGUCGAAGGUCAUGGGUCAUGGCAUAAAGUGUUACGGGCAUCGCCUGGACUCUAAGCCUUGGAGGAGAGGAGGAAGCAGCAUCAGCAUCACGCACCAUCUAUCGCCUCUUCUCUCAGCCUCAGGCACAUGGAGACUGAGGAGGGGGAAAGGAUCGAGGCACAACUGACAGAGAUGAGGCUGAGACCACGAUGCUGGGGAAAUCCUUAAUCCCUAAUCCUUCUGCUCGUGUGGGCGUGUGUGUGUGUGUGUGUAAAACGAGAGAGAGAGAGAGGGGGGAGAGUGUGUGUCUGUGCUUGAGAAAGA
Clupea harengus (Atlantic herring) is the source of this 3340-nucleotide messenger RNA. RefSeq names its product mitogen-activated protein kinase kinase kinase kinase 2 (gene map4k2). The record is from RefSeq and is a predicted model, not a curated record. Gene Ontology annotation, biological process: intracellular signal transduction; protein phosphorylation. Gene Ontology annotation, molecular function: ATP binding; MAP kinase kinase kinase kinase activity. NCBI's taxonomy places the organism in Eukaryota, Metazoa, Chordata, Actinopteri, Clupeiformes, Clupeidae. Gene Ontology annotation, cellular component: cytoplasm.